AUGCGUCUGCUCCUGCUCUUCCUUCUUCUCUCCUCGAUUUUCUGCGAGGAAAAUCCUCAACAGAUCCUCCAACGUCAUCUCAAAGCUCUAAUUCAAGCGGCCAACAACCCCAGUCCCAUUCUAUUCGGUCGACUUUCGCCGAGAGGAGGUGGCGAACAAAAAAGUAGCGCCCAAAAUUCACAAAACCACGCGGAUUUUCAGCGUCGACGGACGAGCUGAUCCGAUUCUAUCGAGGACGUCAAGCACACGCUCAAUCGGCGCAUUAUGUGUGGGCGGGCAGGAUCGAGGGAGUCGUGAAGUUGCUGAGCGCUCAGGGAACACUCGAAUGGUAUCGGAUCGCCAUUGAAAAGUAUCAAUUGAGUCCCAGUGGUUGGGUGCUCGUACAGAAGAAUUUGUUCAAUCCCAGAGGUUGA
This is a messenger RNA of Caenorhabditis sp. 36 PRJEB53466, 413 nucleotides long. The record is from the annotation of a GenBank genome assembly. NCBI's taxonomy places the organism in Eukaryota, Metazoa, Nematoda, Chromadorea, Rhabditida, Rhabditidae.